Trichoplax adhaerens is the source of this 645-nucleotide messenger RNA. RefSeq lists its product as uncharacterized. The coding region runs from base 1 to 645 and encodes 214 amino acids. Gene Ontology annotation, biological process: glycolipid translocation; dolichol-linked oligosaccharide biosynthetic process. The transcript is spliced from 6 exons. Lineage: Eukaryota; Metazoa; Placozoa; Uniplacotomia; Trichoplacea; Trichoplacidae. Gene Ontology annotation, cellular component: endoplasmic reticulum membrane. The record is from RefSeq and is a predicted model, not a curated record.
AUGGCCGAGAAGGACAUAAGUAAUCUACGAAUGGCGGCGACUAGAUCAGCUACUUACGGCAUCAUACUGCAGACUGUCAAUAGGAUGGAAGUCGAUAGCAAGGUGAUUGUGCGUACUGGGACGUUCAUCCUUAAUUCCGUACUUCUUCGCUAUAUUACAAAAGAAGUCCUUGGUAUAGUAAACGUCAGAUUGACAUUACUACACACUACUUUGCUGUUUAUAUCUCGUGAAGCUUUUCGAAAGUCUUGUUUAAGUAAGAAUGAUCAGAUCCAUUGGAAGCAGAUUCGUAAUUGGACAUGGUGCACAUUUGGCCUUGGCAUCAUUAUUAGUGCUAUAUUGGUAUACGUUUGGAUUAACGUGUUAGAGUCACCUUCUGGAACUAUAGGAAAUAAUUACCCUCUUGCUGUAUUGAUGUUUACUGUAUGCGGUCUCAUUGAAUUGCUUGUUGAGCCAAUUUGGAUUCUAUCUCAAAUUCACAUGUACAUUAAACUAAAGAUAUGUUACAGCAUCGUUUAUGUUUCAAUAUAUUAUGGCUAUUUCUUUGUACUGGUUACCGUAAGAAAAAAUACUCAGGAAGCUAAAGACUUUCCAAUUAAGAAUAUUUCCGAUUUCUUUCCGUCAUCAAAUGAUAAUAUGGUACUCUAG